Myotis lucifugus (little brown bat) is the source of this 5423-nucleotide messenger RNA. RefSeq names its product dynein heavy chain 8, axonemal. The record is from RefSeq and is a predicted model, not a curated record. The coding region runs from base 1 to 5418 and encodes 1805 amino acids. The transcript is spliced from 35 exons. Gene Ontology annotation, cellular component: dynein complex. Gene Ontology annotation, biological process: microtubule-based movement. Lineage: Eukaryota; Metazoa; Chordata; Mammalia; Chiroptera; Vespertilionidae. Gene Ontology annotation, molecular function: dynein light intermediate chain binding; dynein intermediate chain binding; minus-end-directed microtubule motor activity.
AUGGGGCCAGAGGAGGUGGAGAGGGGUCGAAACCACGCUCGAUUUGUAAUGCCUGAGGACGAGCAGUGGUUCAAUGCACAUAUUGUUCGUGCAAUUGAAGAAAAUAUCAACUCGGAGGUGAUAUCGUAUAUUCAUCCUGAGCCAUACUUUGUAGAUUUUCUCCGUGAGAUGCCUGAACCGACUGGUGAUGAACCUGAAGACAGUAUAUUUGAAGUGCCCAAAAUCUAUGAACUGGUGCCAUCCUUUGAAUUUCUGUCUGAAAAGCUCCAGUUUUACCAGAGACAGUUCAAUGAAAUCAUUAGAGGAACAUCUCUUGAUCUGGUCUUUUUUAAAGAUGCAAUGACUCAUCUUAUUAAGAUUUCACGAAUAAUUCGAACAUCAUGUGGAAAUGCACUGCUGGUGGGUGUUGGUGGGUCAGGAAAACAAAGCCUGUCGAGAUUGGCCUCUUUCAUAGCCGGGUAUCAGAUAUUCCAGAUAACGUUAACCAGGUCUUAUAAUGUGACUAACCUAACAGAAGACUUAAAAGUUUUGUACAAAGUUGCGGGGGCUGAAGGAAAAGGCAUCACCUUCAUCUUUACUGACAAUGAAAUAAAAGAUGAGGCUUUUCUAGAAUAUCUUAACAACCUGCUAUCUUCAGGGGAGAUCUCCAACUUGUUUGCACGGGAUGAGAUAGACGAGAUCACCCAGGGUCUGAUCGCGGUGAUGAAAAGGGAGCUGCCCCGCCACCCUCCCACCUUCGACAACCUGUACGAGUACUUCAUCUCGAGGUCCAGGAGGAACUUGCAUGUGGUGCUCUGCUUCUCUCCAGUUGGCGAGAAGUUCCGCGCCCGGUCUUUGAAAUUUCCUGGCUUGAUAUCAGGUUGCACUAUGGACUGGUUCAGUCGCUGGCCCAGGGAGGCGCUGGUCGCCGUGGCCUCCUACUUCCUUUCAGGCUAUAAUAUCGUCUGCUCUGCUGACACCAAAAGACAAGUUGUGGAAACGAUGGGCCUCUUCCAUGACAUGGUUUCAGAGAACUGUGAAAGUUAUUUCCAAAGGUACCGCCGGAGAGCGCACGUGACUCCCAAAUCUUACCUCUCGUUUAUAAACGGUUAUAAAAACAUUUACACGGAAAAGGUGAAAUUUAUCAAUGAGCAGGCUGAACGGAUGAACAUUGGUCUUGACAAGCUCAUGGAGGCAAGCGAAUCGGUUGCGAAGCUCUCGCAGGACCUCGCAGUGAAGGAGAAGGAAUUGGAAGUGGCGUCUGUGAAAGCAGAUGAGGUGUUAGCAGAAGUCACAGUAAGUGCUCAGGCUUCAGCCAAGGUGAAAAACGAGGUGCAGGAGGUGAAAGACAAAGCCCAAAAAAUUGUGGAUGAAAUUGACAGUGAAAAAGUAAAAGCUGAGAGCAAACUCGAGGCCGCGAAGCCUGCCCUGGAGGAGGCAGAAGCAGCCCUGAAUACUAUCAAACCAAACGAUAUUGCCACGGUCCGGAAACUUGCAAAGCCCCCGCAUCUUAUUAUGAGAAUCAUGGACUGCGUCCUGUUACUCUUUCAAAAGAAAAUUGAUCCUGUUACUAUGGAUCCAGAAAAACCUUGCUGCAAGCCGUCAUGGGGAGAGUCGCUGAAACUGAUGAGCGCCACGGGGUUCCUGUGGAGCCUGCAGCAGUUCCCCAAGGACACCAUCAACGAAGAGACGGUGGAGUUGCUGCAGCCGUAUUUUAAUAUGGAUGAUUACACUUUUGAAAGUGCCAAAAAAGUCUGUGGGAAUGUGGCCGGUCUGCUGUCCUGGACACUCGCUAUGGCAAUAUUUUAUGGCAUCAACAGGGAGGUGCUGCCCCUGAAGGCUAACCUGGCCAAGCAGGAGGGCCGCUUAGCGGUCGCCAAUGCUGAGCUGGGGAAGGCGCAGGCACUGCUUGAUGAGAAACAAGCCGAGCUGGAUAAAGUGCAAGCAAAAUUCGAUGCGGCAAUGAAUGAGAAAAUGGACUUGCUCAACGAUGCCGACAUGUGCCGGAAAAAGAUGCAGGCAGCCUCCACCCUCAUCGACGGCCUGAGUGGAGAGAAGAUCCGAUGGACUCAGCAAAGCAAAGAGUUCAAAGCUCAGAUUAACAGGCUCGUGGGUGACAUUCUGCUGUGCACCGGAUUCCUCUCCUACCUCGGUCCUUUCAAUCAGAUAUUUAGGAACUACCUGCUUAAAGAGCUGUGGGAGCUGGAGCUGCGGGCGCGGAAGAUUCCUUUCAGUGAAAACCUGAAUCUCAUUUCAAUGCUGGUGGAUCCUCCAACAAUUGGCGAGUGGGGACUGCAGGGUCUACCAGGAGAUGACCUCUCGAUUCAGAAUGGCAUUAUUGUGACGAAGGCCACCAGAUACCCACUCCUCAUAGAUCCACAAACUCAAGGCAAAACUUGGAUUAAAUCAAAGGAAAAAGAAAAUGACCUGCAGGUGACAUCUCUGAACCAUAAGUAUUUCCGCACACACUUGGAGGACAGCCUUUCCUUGGGCCGACCGCUGCUCAUCGAGGACAUUCGUGAAGAGCUGGACCCGGCCCUGGACAAUGUGUUAGAAAAGAAUUUCAUUAAAUCAGGCACCAAUUUCAAGGUGAAAGUCGGUGAUAAGGAAUGUGAUAUCAUGGAUUCAUUUAAACUUUAUAUUACUACAAAGUUACCGAACCCUGCCUUUACCCCCGAGAUCAAUGCUAAAACAUCAGUCAUUGACUUCACCGUUACGAUGAAAGGGCUUGAGAAUCAGUUACUAAGGAGAGUAAUUCUAACAGAGAAACAGGAGCUAGAGUCUGAGAGGGUUAAACUUUUGGAGGACGUGACUUUCAAUAAGCGGAAGAUGAAAGAACUUGAAGAUAAUCUCCUCUACAAAUUAAGUGCUACAAAAGGCUCCUUGGUAGAUGAUGAGUCUCUCAUCGGUGUCCUCCGAACCACCAAGCUGACAGCAGCUGAAGUGAGUGAAAAGCUGCACGUGGCCGCGGAAACGGAGGUCAAGAUCAACCUGGCUCAGGAGGAGUUCCGGCCGGCGGCCACCCGCGGGAGCAUCCUCUACUUCCUCAUCACAGAGAUGAGCAUGGUCAACAUCAUGUACCAGACCUCCCUGGCCCAGUUCUUGAAGUUGUUUGACCAGUCCAUGGCCAGAUCUGAGAAGUCUCCACUCCCUCAAAAGAGAAUUACAAAUAUUAUCGAGUACCUGACAUACGAAGUGUUUACAUACUCUGUCAGAGGCCUGUACGAAAACCACAAAUUCCUCUUCGUGCUCCUCAUGACCUUGAAGAUCGACCUCCAGAGAGGAACAGUGAAGCACCGAGAGUUCCACGCUCUCAUCAAAGGCGGAGCAGCCCUGGACCUGAAGGCCUGCCCUCCCAAGCCCUUCCGCUGGAUCCUUGACAUGACCUGGCUGAACCUCGUGGAGCUGAGUAAGCUCCCGCAAUUCGCAGAAAUCAUGAACCAGAUAUCUCGUAAUGAGAAGGGAUGGAAAAGCUGGUUUGACAAAGAUGCUCCAGAGGAAGAAAUCAUCCCUGAUGGAUAUAACGAUUCGCUGGAUACCUGCCACAAACUCUUACUUAUCAGGUCUUGGUGCCCAGAUCGCACUGUUUUUCAAGCAAGAAAGUAUAUUGCAAGUUCCCUGGAGGAGAAGUACACAGAACCAGUUAUCUUAAACCUGGAGAAAACUUGGGAAGAAAGUGAUACACGGACACCUCUGAUAUGUUUCCUGUCCAUGGGGUCCGACCCCACCAUUCAAAUCGACGCCCUGGCCAAGAAGCUGAAGCUGGAAUGCAGAACCAUCUCCAUGGGGCAAGGCCAAGAAGUGCACGCGCGGAAGCUGAUUCAGAUGUCCAUGCAGCAGGGGGGCUGGGUAUUGCUGCAAAACUGUCACCUCGGCCUGGAAUUCAUGGAGGAGCUGCUGGAGACCAUCAUGAACACCGAAGCCAGCGAUGAGUCCUUCCGCGUGUGGAUAACCACCGAGCCCCACGACCGAUUUCCGAUCACCUUGCUCCAGACUUCUCUCAAAUUCACGAACGAGCCGCCCCAAGGGGUCCGCGCAGGCUUGAAGAGGACAUUCGCCGGAAUUAACCAAGACCUCCUGGACAUCAGUAACUUGCCCAUGUGGAAGCCGAUGCUCUACACAGUGGCGUUCUUACACUCCACCGUGCAGGAGCGCCGCAAAUUCGGCCCCUUGGGAUGGAAUAUUCCCUAUGAGUUCAAUUCUGCCGACUUUACAGCCAGCGUUCAGUUUAUUCAGAAUCACCUUGAUGAAUGCGACAUUAAAAAGGGUGUAUCGUGGAGUACAGUUCGGUACAUGAUUGGAGAAGUGCAAUAUGGAGGCAGAGUGACAGACGACUUUGAUAAACGUCUACUUAAUUGCUUUGCUAGAGUCUGGUUCAGCGAGAAGAUGUUUGAGCCCUCGUUCUGCUUUUACACCGGAUAUAAAAUCCCCCUCUGCAAGACCUUGGACCAGUAUUUCGAGUACAUCCAGUCGCUGCCCUCCCUCGACAACCCCGAGGUCUUCGGGCUCCACCCGAACGCCGACAUCACGUACCAGAGUAACACUGCUUCCGCUGUUCUCGAAACAAUUACCAACAUUCAGCCCAAGGAGAGUGGAGGAGGAGUGGGCGAGACCCGGGAAGCCAUUGUCUACAGGUUGUCAGAAGACAUGCUGAGCAAGCUGCCUCCAGAUUACAUUCCACACGAGGUGAAAGCUCGCUUGGUCAAGAUGGGACACCUUAACUCCAUGAACAUAUUUCUCAGACAGGAAAUCGACAGAAUGCAAAAGGUGAUAACAAUACUCCGCAACAGCCUGAGCGACCUAAAAUUAGCCAUCGAAGGGACCAUCAUCAUGAGUGAGAACUUGAGGGAUGCCCUGGACAACAUGUACGACGCUCGCAUACCUCAGAUCUGGAAGAGGGUGUCCUGGGACUCGUCCACCCUGGGCUUCUGGUUCACCGAACUUCUGGAGAGAAACUCCCAGUUUUCUAUCUGGAUAUUUGAAGGGAGGCCCAAUGUGUUCUGGAUGACUGGCUUCUUCAAUCCCCAAGGCUUCCUGACAGCCAUGCGGCAAGAAGUGACCCGCGCCCACAAAGGCUGGGCCCUGGACUCGGUGACCAUCCACAAUGAAGUUCUGCGGCAGACCAAGGAGGAGAUCGUGGCACCCCCUGCGGAAGGAGUGUAUAUCUAUGGGCUGUACAUGGACGGCGCGGCCUGGGACAGACGCAACGGGAAGCUCACGGAGUCCACGCCCAAGGUGCUCUUCAUGCAGCUGCCCGUGCUGCACAUCUUCGCCAUCAACUCCACGGCGCCCAAGGACCCCAAGCUGUACGUGUGCCCCAUCUACAAGAAGCCCCAGCGCACCGACCUCACCUUCAUCACCGUGGUGUACUUGCGGACCGUGCUGUCCCCAGAUCACUGGAUCCUCAGGGGAGUGGCCCUCUUGUGUGACGUCAAGUAAGUUCA